GUGUAUUUAGUCUGUUGUGUUAUCGAAUCAACAUAACUUUUCUGUCAUGUAUGUCAAAUAUGUUUUUUGUUGUUUCAAUGUUUUCGUACAAAGCUUCAGAAAAACGAAUAAAAUAUCAGUUUUAUCAAUGAAACAUCAUUUUAUACUUAUACUAUAACAACCGCAACACCUUUCUAAACUAUUAAACAUGGAUGUUAAUGAAACUAGCGAUGUAGAACUAAGACAAUCACUUAUUUGCCGAUGCUGUCUACAAGGUGGUUGUUGUAAGAAUAUUUCAUCGGAAUAUUAUUAUUCUGGGGAAAUAGAGAAAUACGAUGUUAUGCUGAAAGAUACUUUUAAUAUACAAUUGCUUCACACUGAAAACCAGGCUGUCAACUUCCUUAUUUGUGAAGGAUGUAUCACAAGGUUACGAGAUGCAACCUCCUUUAAAAAUAUGGUCCAACAAAAUGAAGAGAAUUACAAGAAAAUUAUGGAAAGCUUUAAAUACAAUGAAAAAGGUUCCAAAAUGGCGGACAAUGAAUUGAAGAUUGAGGAUAUAAAAUGUGAGUCUCCGUUGAUGGAACCAGCUGAAGAAAGCUAUGAUGAUGAUGAAAUCCUCGCAAAUAUUAAAAUGGAGAUCACGCAAAACGACUCCAUUUUGAAUUCCGAAACGGGAAAAAAGUAUGCGUAUAAAAAGAAGACUAAAUUGAAAAAAUGUAAAAUUGAUUCCGAUAAAGGUUUAUCAUCACAUAAAGAUUGGUCAAAAAUACUCGAGAGACGCGGCAACGGUCCUAUACUCAGAGAAAACUCUUUAAAACUCCUUGCUAACUCAACUAUUUUCGUGUUUCAAUGGAAUAAGAGUCGCUUCCGGUGCUUCUGUUGCAAAGAGCCUUUUUGCGAUGUCGACGCUCUAAGGGAACAUACCAACACACAUACCUUAAAGUCAAUCGAGAAAAAAAUUAUCGACCAACAAAAUCGAUUAGUAAAAGUUGAAAUAUCGAUACUGAAUUGUAAAUUAUGCAACCAAAGUAUCGACGAUUUGAAUUUAUUAAGAACGCAUUUAAUAGACGAACAUAAUUUAAAUUUUGAACUAGAAGAAGACUUAUUAGUACCUUUUAAAAUUGGCGGGGAAUUAUCAUGUCAGCUGUGUAAAGAGAAAUUUACGGUUUUUCGACUUUUAAACAUUCAUAUGAAUAAACAUUUUAGGAAACAGGUCUGCCAUAUUUGUGGCGCGGGUUUCUCGAACCUAGUGUUUUUAAAUUUGCAUAAAACGAGGUCGCAUAAACCUUUGAAGUGUAGGCAGUGCGAUGUUACCUUUGCCAAUAAAGCUGAUAAAAAAAAUCACGAAGUUAAUGUCCAUGGUAUUAAGUUUGAACGUAGAUUACGAUUCCCGUGCCCGUAUUGCUCGGAAAGAUUUUUCCAAGAGAAUUUUCGUGUUUUACACUUAGUUGAAAAGCAUGGUUUGAAAAAACCUGAAUAUAAAUGUGAUAUUUGUUGUAAAGUAUUUGUUACGAAGAGCCUUUGCAAUAAUCAUUUUAGGAAUGUUCACUUGAAGGAAAAGUCGCACGAAUGUGACAUCUGUCAUAACCUAUUUUACACGAAAUCUGACGUUUCCCGCCAUAAAAUUACGCACACUGGGGAGAAAAAGUUUUCCUGCGUAAUGUGCAAUAAUCCUUUUGCCAGUAAGGAUUCUUUAAGACGACAUAUGAAGAGGACUCAUGGGGUACAUUAAAAUAAUAAGGACUAUUAA
Messenger RNA from Trichoplusia ni (cabbage looper), 1729 nucleotides. RefSeq names its product zinc finger protein 33B-like. Gene Ontology annotation, cellular component: nucleus. The transcript has 5 exons. NCBI's taxonomy places the organism in Eukaryota, Metazoa, Arthropoda, Insecta, Lepidoptera, Noctuidae. Gene Ontology annotation, biological process: regulation of transcription by RNA polymerase II. The record is from RefSeq and is a predicted model, not a curated record. Gene Ontology annotation, molecular function: DNA-binding transcription activator activity, RNA polymerase II-specific; RNA polymerase II cis-regulatory region sequence-specific DNA binding; zinc ion binding. The coding region runs from base 188 to 1711 and encodes 507 amino acids.